Messenger RNA from Galdieria sulphuraria, 2359 nucleotides. Its product is annotated as DNA topoisomerase II. The record is from RefSeq and is a predicted model, not a curated record. Gene Ontology annotation, molecular function: ATP binding; DNA topoisomerase type II (double strand cut, ATP-hydrolyzing) activity; DNA binding. NCBI's taxonomy places the organism in Eukaryota, Rhodophyta, Bangiophyceae, Galdieriales, Galdieriaceae. The transcript has a single exon. The annotation marks the transcript as partial. Gene Ontology annotation, cellular component: nucleus. Gene Ontology annotation, biological process: resolution of meiotic recombination intermediates; DNA topological change; sister chromatid segregation.
GGGUACGUAAAAUGGAUUUAGAAUACAGGCGCCUCGACCAUAGAACACAUGUCCUCGAAAUCCCCGAUACAUAUGUUGGAAGCAUAGAACCUUAUCCUCGUAAAGAAUGGCUGAUGUCUGUAGAUGGAAAGAUUUCUUCUCAAACUAUAACACUGCCUAGUGGCCUCGAACGACUUUUCAUAGAAGCUUUGUCUAAUGCAGUAGAUGAUCUGAAUAGAGCAGCUAAUAGACAAGGAAUCGUCAUCGUUCAAUGCGACCCCUUUUUCAUUGAAAUCGAGAACCGUGGAGGCAAAGGCAUUCCUUUAACAAAAUGGGACGACUCUCUCUAUGUACCUGAGCUCAUUUUUGGAGAACUGCUGACGAGUUCCAACUAUACUGAAGAAAGAUACUAUUCUGGAAGGAAUGGGUUCGGUAUAAAGCUCUGCAAUAUUUUCAGCACCAAACUUUCAGUUCGAAUCAUAGAUAGCAAAGGCAGUUGUUAUGAGCAAUCAUGGGAGAACAAUAUGGCAGUCAAAAACCCUAUCACUUGGUCCAAGGUCUCAAAAAAAGAAGGACCUAGUGUUAUAGUUCGUUUCUAUCCAGAAUUCAGCAGAUUCAAGAAAGAAUGCUUUUCUGAGGAAGAUCUUGGUGUUUUUCGAAGACACGUUCUCGAGGCAAGCUUGGUCACCGGAUGUACCUGUCUAUUCAACAAUUUCGAAUUUUCUAGAGUCACGCUGCACUCCUAUGCAGAAAAAUUCGUAGACUAUCCUAUUACCGCAGUCUUUAGUUCAGGAAAUAAUGAGACACUUUUGACUGACCAACAAGGACUCUGCGUUUCUUUCGUGAAUGGAAUAAGAACAAUAGACGAUGGAACUCAUGUUGACGCUCUUCUCAAAGAACUUAAGACCUCCCUUGGAAUUACAACCAAAAAAAUAUUUGCCACUGCUAUCAAAGCCAAGUUCGGAAUAUUCCUCUCUAUUCGAGUCAAAAAUCCCAAGUUCAAUGCACAAACCAAAGAUCGUCUUGUUGGUCCUGCUGACAUUCCUCUUUCGCUCAAGACAAAGGAACUGAAAAACUGGCCUUACUUCCUUGAAGUGAAAUCGUUUCUAGAGCAGUCAAAGGUGCCUAAGACUGCAGCAGCGGGACAUAAACUCCAAAUUAAAGACUUGGACGACGCUAACUGGGCAGGAAAACAACCCGAAAAAUGCACUUUGCUACUCACUGAAGGAAAGUCAGCUAUGUCCUAUGCUGUAAAAGCCAUUUCCUUCCACGCUAGUAGAGAUAUGUACGGAGUGUUCCCCUUGAGAGGAAAAGUUCUCAAUGUCGCGGACGAUAAGUCUACUAGCAGGGAAAUUGGUUUGGUAGAAAAAGCCCUCGGUCUUCCUCAAGGACCAUUGCGCUACGGAAGAGUAGUCGUGCUCGCGGAUUCGGAUUUGGAUGGAAAGCAUAUUCUAGCUCUCAUUCUCAAUUGGUUCGCUACGAAAUAUCCUCAUUUAUUGAAACAACAUCCGCCUUUUCUAGGUUUCUUAAGAACUCCUAUCAUCAAAGCAACGCGGGGCCAGACCAAGAAAAAUUUCUACAGUGAAGAAGAAUUUCGUUUAUGGCCAGAUGCUCAAGACCGCUCCUGGAAAAUUCGCUAUCUUAAAGGUCUAGGUUCUUCUUCUGACCAGGACAUACGCGAAGACUUUGCAGAGGACAGAUUCGAAUAUUUCACUAUCAACGGAGAGCAAGACAUAAAGACUAUUGAAGAAGCCUUUCGCAAAACACAAGUAGCAGUAAGGAAGGAAUGGAUUCUCAAUCCUCUUUCGGAAACCCGUUCAGACUCAGUCAUUUGUCGGUUCAUUCAACAAGAACUAGUGGAAUAUUCUAAAGAAACUAUUUCCCGAAGCAUACCGUCUUUCUUUGACGGUCUGAAAGAAUCGCAAAGAAAGGCGCUUUGGAGCAGCUUUCAAUUUGCUUCCAAAGGAGCUGUAAAAGUAGCCCAACUCGCAGCUCAUGCAGCCAAAAUAACCAACUACAAACACGGCGAAGGGUGCUUAAGCGACGUUAUUAUUCGUCUCGCUCAAGACUUUGUUGGGGCUAACAAUCUUUCUUUUUUUGAGUCCCAUGGCCAAACUGGUUCUCGAUAUUAUGGAGGGGCAGAUGCUGCGUCUGAACGUUAUGUUUAUGUUAAGCUAGCCAAAAUUGUUCCUUAUAUUUUUCCGCAACAAGAUGACUUCCAACUACCUGCCAAAAUGGAAGAUGGCGAACAAGUAGAGCCUGAAUUCUUGCUUCCUAUUAUUCCUUUGGCUCUAGUCAACGGUGUUUCUGGAAUCGCAACUGGCUUCCGAACGUGGAUUCCACCUCACGACCCUCUCACCGUUGUGCAAUUAGUGAAAAA